Molecule: messenger RNA, 837 nt
Organism: Clupea harengus (Atlantic herring)
Lineage: Eukaryota; Metazoa; Chordata; Actinopteri; Clupeiformes; Clupeidae
Product: early nodulin-75-like
Exons: 2
Coding region: 1-837 (278 amino acids)
Source: RefSeq, a predicted model, not a curated record
AUGGCCGUCCUGCUGCGUCUUUCUCAGGAUGACCGGACGGGCUUCGGUCACGAUGGGGACCAAGCGGCUGGGGCUGGCCAGCGGUGCCUUUACCCGUCGGGGUUACCCCCGCACCUUUCUCUGCAUCUGGAUGAUGGAUUGAGCCGUCGCCUGCCUCUAUUACUCACCCCGCCCCACACCGCCCCACACCAGGCCCACCCCGCCCCACACCACACCGGCCCACACCGCCCCACACCGGCCCACACCGGCCCACACCGGCCCACACCACACCGCCCCACACCGCCCCACACCAGGCCCACCCCGCCCCACACCACACCGCCCCACACCGCCCCACACCAGGCCCACCCCGCCCCACACCACACCGCCCCACACCGCCCCACACCAGGCCCACCCCGCCCCACACCACACCGCCCCACACCGCCCCACACCGCCCCACACCAGGCCUACACCGGCCCACACCGGCCCACACCGCCCCACACCACACCGCCCAACACCGCCCCCAACACCGGCCCACACAGCCCCCCACACCAGGCCUACACCGGCCCACACCGCCCACACCGGCCCACACCGGCCCACACCGCCCCACACCAGGCCACACCACACCGCCCCCCCACACCGCCCCACACCGCCCCACACCACACCGCCCCCCAACACCGCCCCACACCGCCCCACACCAGGCCUACACCGGCCCACACCGCCCCACACCGCCCCACACCACCCCGCCCCACACCGCCCCACACCGGCCCACACCACACGGCCCCACACCGGCCCACACCAGGCCUGGAUCAGCAGCCUGACCAAACCCGGAGCCCCAGCCCCAGCCCUGAUUAUCCCUGA